AUGGCCGCCACGACGGCCACCGCCACCUCAGGCGGAGGUGGCUCUCGGCACAGCCUGGAGCACCUUCUUCAGCACGGUCAUCAGCAGGGUCAGCUGUGUCCUCAUCAUGCGGUCCACUUUGCCUCCGCCUACGAUGUUCGUCGAUCUUCCGCCUCCUACUCGGCGGAUAAUUACUCUUCAGGAGAGAGCAGCUACGAGGCCGCCUAUCGAGUUCACACAAAGACCUCCAGUCCGCCGCCCCUCUUUGGGAAGCUGGUUGGAACGGUGGCGAAGCACUUUCUCAGUGAUGAGCGCGAUCGAAAGUACUACGCCGACAUGUACUCCUGUAUGCCGCCGCCGAUCUUCAUUCUCACCAUUACUUUGGUGGAGCUCAUCUUCUUCAGCUACUACGCCAUCGCCAAUCAGACCGGCCCGGUCACCCCCAAUGGGCCGAUUCCCAUUGACAGCCUUUUCAUCUACCGACCGGAUCGGAAGGUGGAGAUUUGGCGGUUCUUCCUCUACAUGGUCCUCCAUGCAGGCUGGCUACACCUGCUCUUCAACCUUCUAGUCCAAUUGCUGGUCGGCUUGCCGCUGGAGAUGGUCCACGGCUCGACGCGAAUCGGCGUCGUCUACAUGUCUGGCGUUCUUGCAGGCUCUUUAGCAACCUCCGUCUUCGACUCUGAGGUGUACCUAGUCGGCGCCUCAGGUGGCGUCUACGCGCUGCUCGCUGCCCACCUCGCCAAUGUCCUCCUCAACUACAACCAAAUUGAGCUCGGUUUUGUCCGCCUGGUGGGCGUCUUUGUUGUUGUCUCAGUGGACGUCGGCAUAGCAAUCUACAAUCGGUACGCCGCCUCGGCGAUGGCCCACGACGGCGGCUCGGUGUCCUAUGUAGCUCAUUUAGCUGGGGCCGCCGCCGGCCUCACCAUCGGCCUGCUGGUGCUGAAGAACUUUGAGCAGAAGCUGCACGAGCAGCUGGUGUGGUGGGUGGCCCUCGGCGUCUACGUGGCCUGCAUCCUCUUUGCUCUGGUCUUUAAUUUGAUGGAGACGGUCACCUCGCGGGCUCUCCACGGGCCAUUGUUCUUCACAAUGUACUUGUGGUAA
Messenger RNA from Rhagoletis zephyria (snowberry fruit fly), 1080 nucleotides. The record is from RefSeq and is a predicted model, not a curated record. NCBI's taxonomy places the organism in Eukaryota, Metazoa, Arthropoda, Insecta, Diptera, Tephritidae.